AAUUAUUUUCCUAAUUUUAUCGGCUGUUGAUCAACUCCGGUCCCGGUGGUUCUUCGAAAUGUCGGUGUUUGAAACUGCUGUUUUUAUUGUUCAAAAUCUGCCAAAAGAUGGACCAAUAAAAACAUCAACAGACGAGAAGCUAAACUUCUACGCGCUUUUCAAACAAGCCACCCAUGGAAAAUGUGAUCUACCAAAACCGAGCUUCUACGACAUUCAAGGAGUCUACAAGUGGAACGCGUGGAAUAAGCUGGACAACAUGACGAUGGAUGAAGCCAAGCAAGCAUACGUGGACUCGAUUGUUCAGAAGAUUCGAGAAGUUCAGAAGGAAUACAAGACAGAGGAGUGGAUGAAGGGAGACACCUAUGAGCUGUUGGCUCCGAAGUUUGAGGUUUUGGGGGUUCUGGAGGGGAAGGAUCAAGCUGUUGAACAUCCAAAGAAAACGGAAAACAAAGAAACGGAAAACGAAACUGACAACGUCGAAACCCCGAACUCCAGUGCAUGCAUUCUAUCGGAUAAUGAGUACGCAGACGCAAUUGACGAUGAGAUUCAGUCAAGAUCAUCAUCGUUCACUGAACCACACAACUCCUUUAACAGAAGGAUAUCCCGACAGAGUUCGCUUAAAUCCUCAUGCCAUAGGCUCGAAAAAGAGCUGAAAGUUAUCACAGAGUCGAUUGAUAAACUUGGAAAGGCUGUGGAGGAGCGGCACAAUUUACUGAUUGGACUCAUGAAAAAAGCGACAGUCUACGUUCUGGUGCCACGUGUCACUUCUUGGAAAACCAUAAUCUUUUUCGUAUUCUGGCCAUUUGUCACGAAGUUUCUACUCCGAUGGCUCCGACGAUUUCUUCGAUUACUGAUGUGAAGUAUUGGAAUCUUUAUUAAUAUAUGUACUACAUAAAACACAAAGAAUAAGUAUUUGAU
This is a messenger RNA of Caenorhabditis elegans, 918 nucleotides long. RefSeq names its product ACB domain-containing protein (gene maa-1). The transcript has 4 exons. Lineage: Eukaryota; Metazoa; Nematoda; Chromadorea; Rhabditida; Rhabditidae. Gene Ontology annotation, biological process: lipid storage. The record is from RefSeq and is marked reviewed. Bases 59 to 859 code for a protein of 266 amino acids. Gene Ontology annotation, molecular function: fatty-acyl-CoA binding.